AUGGACAUGGAUAACAAUAGUCCUCCUGCCAGCAUCUCUUUCCCCCAAGAUACGCCGCCGCGUGCCGAUGUGGACGAGAUCUUGCGCCGGAAGCGCAAGGCGAGAGAGUACAAGGCGUGCUAUCCUUGCCGGCAACGCAAAGUCAAAUGCGACCAAAACGUGCCUUGUAAGACCUGCAUAGAUCGAGAACACGCAGAACUAUGUACCUACCACCCCCCGGCCGAGAUACAUCCCCCUGCGAAGCGUAUAAGUAUGGGCGUAGGCGCAGGCGUGGGCGUGGGACACAAUAAUAACGACUUUUCAAACGGCAUGGUACACAUCCACGGAGGGACUGUAACUCUUCCGCGCGAGGACUGGGAUCGCAUAUGCGCGAAGCUGCAGAGUGCGGAGAAAUCUCUGUCAGACCUGAAAAACUCCAUAAACAACGUAUCCGAGAUCCCAUUGAACGGCGCAUCAAAUGGAUACUCCCCAGGGACAAUGACGAACACACCACUAGCCGCAAACGCUCCGCUGGAUAACGAGCAACGACACGUGCGGACCCAAGGCAUACACACCCAAAACGACCUCACAGGACAGACUAUUCACAUAGGCCCCAGCUCUGUCCCGGCAUUGGUCAUGGCGCUUGGUCGUGGGGAGACUCAAUGGCCUGGGGUGCAAGACCUUUUAGGAAAGAAGAGCAUUCUGCCCGUAUUUGGACUGGAUAACGAGAGUGCCACAUAUCCAUUCGUGGAUCUCUGGGGACUGCCACAUGGAUCCUUAGCACGAGCAAACGAGCUCGCUAAUGCGCUACCGACUGACUCGGAAUGCUUAAGCUUCUUCCGUUGCUAUCGAGAGACCGCCCACAUUGUUUACCCAGCAGUUGCAGAUAUCGAGCAGUUUGAGUCAGAUAUAUUGCUAUUUCUCAUCAAUCGCGCCAGCGCACAGUCGAGCAGUGAUGGACCCACGGGCGUUACAGAAGAAACGAUUUACGGGAAAAGCCUACAAUGGAUUGGGCUUCUCUUUGCAAUUCUGGCAUCUGGAUGUCAAUGUUCGGGUCUCCCUCGAAAGGAACGGGAAUUGACCUCACAGGUCUACGUCUGCUGCAGUUUUGAGUGUCUUCGAUUCACUAAUUUCCUAUCCCACGCGACAUUGGAGAACAUCCAAACAAUGCUGAUUCUGGGAAACGUCAUUUCGAACAACAUGAAUGCUGGCGUGGCUUGGUCACUGAUGGGACUUACAGUUCGUCUGUCACAGACUCUUGGGCUACACCGAGUCUGUCCUCCAUCAGUUGCGCCUCAAGUUAAGGCUGUUCGGAGUAAAGUCUGGUGGGCUCUCCUGUGGCAAGACAGCCUUCUAUCCAUUUCCUACGACAGGGCUUCAUCCACAACCACAAUCGAUCACACGGUCCCUCUUAGCCAGACAUCAACCCCGGGCACCAGAACAUAUGUAGAGUGCAUGUAUCGGUUAUGUAAAGUGGGUCUGGAUAUUGUUCGGGAGCGGCAGCAACCUCAAAAUUCCAACGACGCUUUGAUGCGCAUUACAGAACACCGUAACCAACUCCAGGAUAUCAUGUUCGACGCUGCAGACUAUUUGAAAGAUUCGCGGAGGUGUCGGUCAAUGAGGGAUCAGCUGGAACACUGGGCACUCUAUCUCCAUGUCUCAUACAUCACCUCAGAGCUUUGUCGCCCUGCCAUCAGUCCCAGCACUGCAGCCUUUGACCUAUCGAAGACAUUGCGUAAGACGUGCAUUGACAGUCUAGCAAACACCGUGGAAGCCUUCCUAGGUCUGCAAAACAUGACUCCAUUCGCAACUCGAUCAUGGGCAUCCGUCCAUCGAUCACUCAGCUCAGCACUCCUACUCGGUAUUAUCGGCGAAUCGUCGCGCAACGAGCGCGCAAAAACGCUGUUGAUGAAUCUGGUGUCGGUUUUAGGGGAGCUUUCGUCCAGCGUGGAUCCAGCAGAACUUUCGGCGCCGAUUACUCGUUCGGUUGCCGCGCUCCAGAGACUCAUUACGAUUCAACAAAGCCCGAGGGCCCCAAGAUCAACCACAUCGCAGUCUUCUCCGUCGACCACAAACUACACGCUCGAGGAUUUGAAUGGCGCCUUGAACUUCGACGACACUUCAUUCAUGACGCAGUCUCCUAUUAUUGGGUUGGAUAUGGAGGCGUCGCCGUAUGCGUUGAUGGAUUCAAUUAUCUGGGGUGCUAAGAAGACACCUUGAAUUUGCAAGAGCAAUGGUUAGAGAAAUUUAAUAGCGCCAAAGACGCCUUAAAUUGCGGGAUGAUUCCCGAUGUGGUCGCUCGGGGUGGUUCAUUCAAUUAGGGAGGGCUUCAAAUAGAGGAAAGCGUAGAAUGGGUUGGACAACGAAUGAUGCCUGUAAGUGCUCGAAUAUCUAUUCUUGAGUGGAUAUAGCCUAAUACAGUGUCACU
Molecule: messenger RNA, 2407 nt
Organism: Mytilinidion resinicola
Lineage: Eukaryota; Fungi; Ascomycota; Dothideomycetes; Mytilinidiales; Mytilinidiaceae
Exons: 3
Coding region: 1-2199 (732 amino acids)
Biological process (GO): regulation of DNA-templated transcription; DNA-templated transcription
Molecular function (GO): DNA-binding transcription factor activity, RNA polymerase II-specific; carboxy-lyase activity; zinc ion binding
Source: RefSeq, a predicted model, not a curated record